Molecule: messenger RNA, 984 nt
Organism: Prorocentrum cordatum
Lineage: Eukaryota; Dinophyceae; Prorocentrales; Prorocentraceae
Source: the annotation of a GenBank genome assembly
AUGGAGGUGCCCGACGCAGAGCUGAAGCAGAAUAUACCUUUGGGCGGCUUCGCCUACGAGUUUUCGGACCCGGCGUGGAACACGAUCUUCCCCAUCCAGGAGGUCGGCGAGGUCCUGAGGAUGGCCAAUUUGUCGUGGGAUGUGAACGCCCACGCGCUGGCCAGGAAGCCUGGCGGGGAUGUUGUCGAGCGCUACGUCGCCCCGCCUGGGGAGCACCGAGCUGCUCCCGUAACCAUCAAGCGGAUCACCGCGCCCGAUGUGCUGCACCCCGUGAUGUUGCACGCGCUUGCGUUCACGCCACGAGAGGACGUGCUCAGGACAGCCGUCGCGCAGGCGAUCUCCCUCGCCGCGUUCAAUUGCGCCUGGCCGUUCUACGUUCAGCAGUUCACCUUCGACCUUCUGAGUGCUGUUGCCCUGUUCUACAUCGCUUGGCAAGUGCACUGGCAGAUCGGCAAAGGAGAGGCUUACUGGAGUUUUGAGCUGAUUAAUGCUUGGGCGGUCAGUGAAGUCGCCGUUGGUGCUAUAGUGCUGCUGAAAAAUGUUCACGAUGAGAUCCGCAAGUUCAUCGGCUUCUGGAGGUGCGGAUGGAUGCACGAGUACAUGAACAUGAACACGUUUAAAAAUCUCGGGAGCAUGGCCGCGAUAGCUGCUUUGCUAGUGUUGCUCGUUGUGCCGAACACUCCAGAAGACCAGGGGUACCUUCGGACGCUGCUAGCGGCUGCGGGCUUCUUCAAGUGGGUCAAGAUCGUCACCUACCUUCGCGGGCUCCAGACGCUCCGACUAGGGCAGAAGUUCCUCCCAAUACAUUACACUCUCCAGGAAGGAGUGUCAUUCCUUGCGGUCAUGGUUUUCUUCAUUCUGGCCGCGUGGCACGCCCUCUACGCGCUCUAUCCAGAGGAAGAAGUAUCUUGGAUUGGUUUAUUCCGACAGACGUACGAAUUGGGAUUUCUGGGUGAAUUCGCGGCGGAUAACCUAUUGAGUUAA